Molecule: messenger RNA, 3655 nt
Organism: Lepisosteus oculatus (spotted gar)
Lineage: Eukaryota; Metazoa; Chordata; Actinopteri; Semionotiformes; Lepisosteidae
Gene: tmem214
Product: transmembrane protein 214
Cellular component (GO): Golgi apparatus; endoplasmic reticulum
Source: RefSeq, a predicted model, not a curated record
CAAUGGCAAGGAGACGUGGCAAACAGACAUUUAAAUCCUCAGACAGCGACAGCCGAGCGCCCAUUAUUGCUCUUCAUGCGCAGGCAUUACGGGUGGAAGUCGAUAUUCCCCAGCUACACGCUUGCCAGUUUAGUCUCUCUAGUCCAGGAUAACAUCGGAAAGGGCGAAGAUGGCUACGGCAGCGAAUAAUGGUUCAGUCGGUAAAUGGGAAGUCGUAAAGAAAGGCAAGAAGCCGAACAUUGCAGGAAAGAAACAACCUGAUAAGAAAUCGGCUGGAAGGAAAGCUCUGAGCGAGUCUAACAUGCCCAAGAUCGACCCAGCUCCCCCGCUGAAAAUGUCCGAGACGAUCUACGAGGGCUUUGAGCGACUGGGGAAGAAGCUGAAUAAAGAGCAGGUCCCCCCAGUAUCAGCGCCAGAGCCACAGCAGAAGAAAGCCAGUUCGGGGAAACCGACAAAGAAAUCCCCCGGGAAUGACGGAGGACAGAAAUCGGGGAAGUUUAAAACGCUGGAGGACGCUAUGAAAGCGUUUGAUGUCGCAGAGCUCCAGCAGGAGCUAGAAAAGAGCCAGAACCUCUUCCCAGAAAACCCUUCUGUGUGGGUCAAGGACUUGGCCGGCUACCUCAAUUACAAGCUGCAGGCCCCCGAGAGUGACCCCACACUCAGCAACCACCCCUAUGAUUACCCUUAUAGCUUGGCAAGCAAAGAGCUGAAACAUGUCAUUAAGGUCUUACUGGGAAAGUGCUCUGAUUCACUGCAGGACUUCUUUGAUCACUGCAUCUACACUAUGUUGCGGGAGAUGGACAGGUCAUCAGGUGAAGCACUGCAUGGCUACAGAGUGUGCAUUCAAGCCAUAAUGCUGGACAAACCCAAAAUUGCAACUUUAAAUUUGCCUGAUCAUUUGGAGCUGUUACGAUCCCACCAGAACAGACCAGUGAAGUGCCUCGCUAUCAUGUGGGCUUUGGGGCAGUGCGGCUUCACAGACCUUACUGAAGGACUCAAAGUGUGGCUUGGCAUCAUGCUUCCAGUUCUUGGUGUUAAAGCACUGUCAUCUUUUGCUAUUGGUUACCUGGAAAGACUUCUAAUGUUGCAUGCCAACUUAACCAAAGGCUUUGGAAUAAUGGGACCAAAAGAAUUUUUCCCUCUGCUGGAUUUUGCCUUUAUGCCCAAAAAUGCACUGAUACCCAGUCUACAGGACCAGCUACGACGCCUGUACCCAAGGUUGAAAGUUCUAGCCUAUGGAGCCAAACCAGAGUGUACCUUACACACCUACUUCCCAUCCUUCCUCUCCAGGGCUACCCCUCACUGCCCUGAAGACAUGAAAAAAGAGCUCCUGAAGAGUCUCACAGAGUGUUUAUCACUGGAUCCUCAGAGCCUCAGUGUCUGGAGGCAGUUGUACACAAAGCAUCUUUCACAAUCUAGCCUUCUACUGAAUAAUCUGCUUCAGUCUUGGAAUACUUUACCGCCAAAACUUCAGAAAUCUCUUCAGGAAACCGUGCAGUCUUUCAAGGUGACCAAUGACGAAAUGAGGACAUCUGCAAAUUCACAAGAUUUGAAAGACUGCAGUUCUCUGUGCAAUCGCCUGCAGCUGAAAAUGAAGGGUCAUGGUUUUCCUUGGUCUCGCCUGCUCCUGGCCCUGGUGGUGUUUGCGUCUGGUUUCGUCGUCCACGACGUGAGAUCACACGGCUCUUUCAAAGCCUCUUCCUGUGCACAUGUCCUGCAGCAGUCAGGAAUGAUGUCAGUGUCUGAGCAGGCCUGGAGUAAGAUCUCUCAUUAUUCUCAAGAGGGAUACAGUUGGGUGGAGACCAAUGCACCACACUACUAUUCUCAGGCAGUAACUACGCUCGGUCCUUUCCUGGAAGUUGCUUGGGAAAAGACAAAGACAUCAUCUGCCUUCAUUGUAGAGCAGUGUUCCGUUCAGAUCACGUGGAUUCAAGAAAAUGCUCCUAGGUUUAUCGAAUGGCUCAGUGCCAACAUCCCGGAUAACGUAUUUCAGUUCAUUGAAUAUUUGAAGGAGUUGCUGUUAUUCAUUCAUCAGAACUACCUACAGCCAGCUAUGGUGUAUGUGAAGACUUCACUGGAGCUUAGCUGGCAAAAGUUUGUAGAAUCUUGCAAUGGGGAAGUUUCCAUGCCCUGCAUUCAAAACCAUUUAAUAUCCAUUUCUAAUUCCACCUGGACUUAUGUGCAGAACACAACUCUUGCUGUUAAAAACUGGGCAUUUGCAAUAAUGUCAAGACAGUAAGAAGUGUCUGUGACCCUGAACCCCAGAGACUGAGUUCCUUUUGUCCUCCCCACCGGGAACAGAAACCACCAGUGCUUUUUAAUGAUUGCUCAGAGAAAGACUUUCCACUUAGGUGCAAACAAAUACAAAGAUUUUUGUCAAACCGCAUGGAAUUUUGUAUCCGACUCAUUUUGUACCUAUGGUUUGAUCACUUUGAGGUAUACAUUUUUUUUAAGUGAUAUUCAGGAUUUUAAUUGUUGGGCAGUGUUAUUUCACGGAAAAUUGCCAAAUGGGGAAAGAUGGAUUUUAGUGGCUGGCUUUCCUUUGAAAAAUGCAUCAGCUUUGCCAUUUAUUAUCUACACGGUUUCAGCUGACCAUGUCUGAUUACACAUCUGGAUAACAAAAGUUAAAGUAAAGGUUCAGUGAAAAAGAACUACUUCUUAAGACCUCAAGUUAACACAGACUUAGUAUUUUUUUGGGUAAUUUUAGUUUGUGUUUAAUUUCUAUUGUUACAUGAGAAUGAAUUUUAAAGCCUCUUGCAGGGCCAUUUUGGAAGGUGGUAUUAACUUUAUUUAAACCCAGUUAAAGUUCACUUCCUUAAAUUUAUUGUAUGUUUUUUUUUAAAUCUGUACCCAGAGUAAAGAUGAGAUAUCAAUGGGGAAAGGCACUGGACUGUUUUGAUAUUGUGAUUACUACUGCUGCUUUCUGUAAAAUAUUUCAACAUCAGGUCAUUUUUAGUAGGGUAAUUGCCCUAAUUAAUUGAAAAAAAUCAAAUAUUUUAGCUCAUCAGAAGCAUACCAGAGACUAGCCAGCUUGUGCUAUUGAAAAUAAUAUUAAAAGUCAAGAGACAUUUUAGAAUGUUAAGUACUAAAUUCUGCAUUUAUUUUUAGCAUAAAGCUGAUGUUUACAAUUGAGUAAUUACAUUUUUUAAUCUUGCCUUACCAUCCCUAAACUGAAAAAACAAUUUUUAAAAGUAUCUGGUCUGUGUUUAUGUGCAAAUUCUUAACACUAUUCACGUAUUAUUAGGUCUUUGAUAGUGUUUUGAUAUAACAGUGCUGUUCCUGAUUACUACUGUCUUGUCAGUUGAGAAAAUAAGUCUUACACCUGAAGUAUAUCUUCAGCGGAGCAGAAUAAGAUGUUUACAGAGUGAAGGCUAUGAAAGUACAUUUGUAAUUAUGCUUUCACUUAACCUUGUAAGCUUUGUCUUGGGCUCUCCAAAAAGUAGAAUGGCAUAGAAUGACCAAAAUCAAAUUUUCUUUAUGCUCAGUGCAGAAACUGAGGUUUGAUACCACAGCUGUCUGUAUCCUCAAAGUAGUUGGGUUUCUAUUCCAUGUACAGAAUUUUUUUUUUAAAUGAAAGAGUCUCAUGCACUACUUCACUUGAGAAUCUUGUGUGUGUGUGCGUGUUGAAAUAAAGUCUAUCUGAUCUACCUUUUAA